Messenger RNA from Acromyrmex echinatior (Panamanian leafcutter ant), 710 nucleotides. RefSeq lists its product as uncharacterized. Lineage: Eukaryota; Metazoa; Arthropoda; Insecta; Hymenoptera; Formicidae. The record is from RefSeq and is a predicted model, not a curated record.
UUAAUAUUUGAUAAACAACAAGGAUAAAAAAAUGAUUCCACGAGCGUUGCGGGCAUUAAGUGGAAUGCACCUUUAUAUUCUUGUUUAUGAUUCUUCUUACAUGAUUCUUAAGAAAUUCACUUCGCGAAGUCAGGAAUGUUGCAAGGUUGCAUCACUGCAUCGCACACUUUGAAAAUUCGCGCAUUGCAGCAAUGGUUGUUCGUUGGGAUGUGAAUACCUUUGAGGAGGUUUCGCACAAUAAUAAAAGACAAGGAGAAAAAUUCACAAGUAGCAAAAUGGACAACAGAAUAUUUUUUUCAAGACAUUCUAUCAGUUUUCUAUGUAAACCAAGACCCCGCAGACCAUUAGAAGGAUAUAUGCGUCGUUCGAGUUCUCUACAAUAUGAACCAUGGAAAAUGCAAAAUAUUCAUAAGAUGUACAUACAACCUGUAUCACAAACUAAGUAUGAGAACUCUUCUAAAAAUAAAGAAUCAUCAACGGAAAGCUCUUUGGCGGAAUUUAGAAAGAACUGUUUGUUAUCCCAAGCUAGAAAAAGGUUUUCUAAUUUAUUAUCGAUAUCUUCUUUGCCUAGAAUAAUAAAUGGGUGCAUUAGAAACCCUCAACAGUCUGGCAAAGCCAUAAAACUUAUAAUGAAAGGGAAAAAGCUUAUCCAACCAAUGAGUGCAAAGAGCAAGACUGGUAUGAUCAACACGAUAUUGCAAACUCUUUGA